GAAUGUAACUUGGGCAUGAAAAGGGAUGAAAUAUACACUUAUUAACAACUACGAUCUACCCGUGGAAAUAAAAUAUGAUAGUAUUUUCAGAUGUUUAUUAAAGAUUUUACUUAUUAGGUACCAUAGAGAAAUUUUCGGUAGAAAUCCCAUUUUACAAAAAAAAAAAAAAAAAAAAAAAAAAACUAAACAACUGAUCACAAGUCAUCCGCCAAUGGAUCUGCACCUCGUCAGUGUUGUGUUCAGAGUAGCUCUUUGGUCGAUGAGUACGUUUCACACGCACUUAAACACAAUUUAUGUUUACGGUCAUGAGUACAUAUCACAAUUUCUUCUCACCAAUUAAGGUUUUUUUCAUUUCUCCCAAUAGCCAUAAGACUCUGCAGCGUUGUACAUAAUUCCCAGCCAUGCCCGCUUUCCGUAACAAAUUCAUGUAAGUUUCUUAAUUACGAAAUAUUGAACGCAAGCAGCGGACGGGUCGCGAAAAACUGCGCUAUUUCACCCGCACCACCACGUGAACUCUACAGAUGUUCCACUAGAGGCCAACUCUUGCGUUGGUAAGUUGCCUGUGUACAUAGAGAUGCUUCUGGUUAAACACGUGAACCUAUGUCUGAAUAACUCGCCCAACAAUGCCAUGGGUGUAGACGAGUCCUGCUUCGAGUUGUUUAACUUUUUAAAAGUGGAUCGACAGUGAGAAUUUAGAUCUCUGCAGAUCACGUGAGGCCAAUCGGACAUGGUUUCAUCGAAAACAUCAUGGCUUGUUGUGUGUCCCAGUGCUUAAAAAACAGGCAACAAAUCACGCCUGUGACACUUGGAGCUAAAAUUGGCUCAUGGGUGGUCCUAUCCCGUGACUAAUUGAGUUCUGUACAGUGCCUUGUUCCAACCAUUGUAGUCUUGGGACUGUAGAUACUUCUGCAAUUUUCAAAGAGAACCAUACAUACACUAUUAUUACGAUGGGGGGGGGGGGGGCGCUUGUAAAAGGCAUAUCGAAAAGUAAAUGUGUUGUGACCAUAACGGGACUGUGGUUUUGCUUUGAGAAUUGUCUACGCGGUGGUAGAUUGCAUCCCCUGACCAGAGCGAGCGUAGCAGGAAUACGCUAGUAAGCAAGCAGUCCACGUUGUAGUGUCCAGUUGCGUGAAUGAUGUGUGUAAGAAAUCCCGCCUAGUGCGAGUCGCGUGCUGUGAUCCACUGUCUACUCCCGAAAGAAUAAUACGCGAAAUUUUUUCGCGGAGCGAAACUGUUUACUGCGAAGGUGUUGCGAACAGAACGAGUGUUCUUAAGUGAUGUACGGAGUUCAGUGGAGAAAGAACAAAUGUUCAUGAAGAACAGAGGAAUGGCUCUUCUCAACUUUAUGAAGACCACCGAUUGACAGUGGAGGAAAUUUCUGAAAUACUUGACAACUCUCCGGAACAUUCUGAUGACAUUCUUCCAGAAACGCAGGGACACCGGAAACGGCGCGCAAGAUGAAUCCCGAAACCGCCGAUAGAGCAGCACAAGAAAUGUCAUCAGCGCCCACAAGUUUCUUGGGCUAAUUGAGUGAGAAGGUGAGGGUUUUCUGAGCGUUGUUGUGACGAGAGAUGAAACGUGGAUGGCUCAUUAUAUAUUCGUCACGUUGGCACCACACGAAUUUCCAUCGUCCAAAAAAUUCAAAAAUAAAAUUUCUAGUAAAAAUCAUAGCCUCAGUGUUUUGGAACCGUAAAGGCAUCAUUUUGGUAGUUUAUGCCUCAGGGUGAGGCAUAAAUUCGCGCCGAUAUUGAGUUUCUAAAAACUCGAAAGCACAAUUCAGAACGAAAGGAUAGGAAUACUGACGAGAGGUGUGUGCUUGUCGCACUACAGCGCCCGCCCUCCCAUAGCCUUAGCUUAGCUCUUGGACUCUUGUUUCGGCAACCCACCCUCUCCAUUUAUUCCCAAGAUUUGGCGUCUUCGUAUUAUCAUCUUUUCACCUCCCUGAGUGGUAUUAAAUGUUCACCCGACGAGCAGGUGCCAGAGUGCGAAAGGAACUGGGGCUAUCGUACAGAGAAACUUGUGUGACCGCCCACCACAUGCAUUGAACGAGAUGGCGAUUAUGUGGAAAAAUAGUAAACAAUUGUAUCAACAAUAUCCUAUAAUUUUUUCGAGUACUGUUUUUUUUUUAGAAAUAAUCUAGUAACAGUUACUGAAAAUGCUUCUGGAAGUGCAUGAAAGUGAUGGUUUGUCUUGAAUUUAGAUGCUAUUUGUGUUGAAUAUUCAUGUGCAAAGUCUCGUAGCCGCCGAUUGAACAUUGCAACAAGAAACGGCGUUCGUGGUGACGUUUUCUUCACGGCAGUAAAGAAUCUCGCAUACAGUAUCUUCUAGCAUAACUAGCAACGAACAGUAAUGAAUGGAAAGCAACGCACACUCUUAAACAAAACUGCAUUUUCGUGCUAUUUUGUUUUUUAAAUAGCAGUGGCAGAAUGGCAGACGUUUCGGCCGACGCUUAAUGCAAAUUGUCAGCUGAGGGAGGAGUUCCACUUCCAUGAAUCAGGAGCGGGAUCAAUCCAUAAUAGUUUGGUUUGUUUAGCGAGUGUCGGAUGUAAUUACCCUAGAGGGUAGGGGGUGCUAUUGUAGGGGGGAGGCGUGUCGCUUUUGCUUCAGACGGAGCAAAGAUGGCGGCGGGCUGCUCCCCGUAUUGAGCGUAUCGAUUAGCAGCGCGUAGGGGUUGACAACGGGGUGGGGGUGUGGAGGGGGAGGGUUGGCCUAACGCCCUUAGCCAGUUUCGGCAGAGGCGCAGCGUCAUAGUGUGACUGGAGACCGGGCAGUGCACAUCGACAACAGCAGCAGCCACAGCCAUGCUGAUAAACUUAGUCAAGGAUUCUGUGCUCCAGUGUUUCUGCCACACUUGUCGGGCUCCGCUUCCAGCAGCAGCCCAUCGUCGAUCAGCGCCUAUCAAGAAGGCGAAGAACAAACCUCGUUCCAAGCAACCCAAGAAAGUGAAAUUUAUCACUACAGAAAUCAGGUGCCAAGAGAGGUCGAAGGGAGGUUUGGCAUAUGAAGUUAUAUUAGCUGACCCUGUUACGGAUACACCCCCAAAAAGACCAACUUCUCCCAAGAGCACAUCCGCUGAAAACAUAGAAGAGAAGUUAAAAGCAGCUGAGGAAAGGAGAAUGUCCUUAGAAGCAAAUAAAAUGGCUGCCUUGGCAGCUAAAAUGUCGAAGAUUGAAGAAGCAUCAAGGAAGAAAGAUGAACAAGCAAACACAUUCAUUCUACAGACACGGGAAGCACUGGAACAGAAAAUGGAAACUCACGUUGAAAAGAGAGAGGCUUACAUAAACGAUCUCAAAGCAAAGCUUAAAGAUCAUUUGGAGAGUGUGGAGAAAACAAGACUGAGUCUGGAGCAACAGACAAAUGAAGUUAAGUCAGCUGUAGAAGAGAAACUAAAGACUGCAGCAGCACAGAGGGAUGAGAACAUAAAGAAAAUGUUGGAGAGGCUUAGGGAGCAUGAGGACCAUGUAGAACGAGUGCGCAAUGGUAUGCAGGAGAAAAUAACUCAGCUUGAAAGUCAGAUCCAGCAAAAGUUAGAUCUGGCACAACAGAGACGUGAGGAAAUGGAAAGAGAACAGCUGGAGAAACUGCGUAAUCACAAUCUUGUGAAGCUUGCGGAGGUUCAACAAGUAAACGAGAAUCAAGGCAAGAAGGUGCAGGAGAGACUAAAGGAACGUCUAGAAAUAGCAGAGUUAAACCGUGAAAAGGAGAUACAAAAGAAGCUUGAAAUCGUCAGAGAAAAUGAACGCAGAGCAGAAAUGGUUCGGCAGAAUAAGGAGCGGCUGAGCAGCCAGUCUGAGGAACAGCACACUGCUUCCUCUGGCUAGUUGGCCUUCACAUACAGCCUGCCCAGCUCCCUCUUCCCCGCCGAAUCAGCAACAGACAAGCUUUCGUCUCGUUCAUUGAGCCGCUUCAUAUAAGAAAUAAAUACGUUGUGGACACUUUAUUUAAAAUGAUAUAGUUAAAUGGUGAUAAAAAUGUCGAUUUCCAGCCAUAACUUCCCUCUAAAUGUUUGUCUACUUUUAUGUGUAGUUCAUUGUUCAAAAAUUUCAAAAUAGCAGUGUAAUAAUCUAAACUUAGCUUCAUGUGUAAUGGUAAUGAAAAUACAUUGUUGCUUUCCUUGUUUUUAUGAAAAAGGCAACAAGCGGCACCAUGAGCGAUCUCAUAUAGGGAGAAGAUGGUGGCAAUCAAAUUGCUGGUCCUGCGGAUUAAAUGUUGAAAAUUCACUGCCUUUUUUCACCUCCUUGUAUAAUGAAAAGGGGCCAUUCCAGAGCAGCAGAUGAUAAAGCAUAUUUGGAGUUUAGUGAGAUUAAAUGUUGAACUCCCGCUUUUGAGGUUAACCUGUAAGGUCCCAAGAUAAUCAGUGAGUGGCCUACAUUUGCGUAACUGUGAAUUCGUACAGUUUUUCUGUUUAUAAAUAUUUACUCACCUAGCAUCAUUGCAAAUAAGUGUUGUAUUGCUUAAAUCUGCGAAAAUUUAUAUUCAAAGCCACAUAUGAGAGUGAGAGAGAGUAAUAAAAUAAGUAAAGCACGAGCUAGCUUCUGUGAAGAUUUUAUGCUGAAGAAAAAGCAUUUGACAAAUAACUAAACAAUCAUGGAGAUUUUAUUCUCUUAGCCCUAUUGAAAAUAAUUUUUCUGUAAUUAUUUUGACUAUUCAGCAGUAUAAUUUAUGUGCGUGUAUUAUGUUAAAUUUUUCAAAAUCUGACUCCAAAGAGAGAAUGUUAGUAGUCAUAACACCAUUACAGAUUGAUACUAGUAAAUGCACAGAGACCACUGCUGCUUUUAAGUGCCAUUAAAGUCUUGGGAAGGCCUCCAAGUUUUCCAUUGAAUGUAGUGUCUAGAAUUUUUGAAACUACACAAUGUAGUAAAGAUUUGAGGAGACUGAUGGUUUUUCAAUCUUCAAAACCUGUCAACUAAUCCAUCCUUUGUACAUUAGUUUAAUCUUUACUGACAAAAAUUAUCACCUUCUAAUAUUGGCCAUUACUAGCUGCCUUGAGAGUUCUUGUCCUUUCUGUAUGAGUGAGGAGGAGGUCAUUCUCAUGGAGUCUGUUUUUGUGUGAUUUCUUCAAAUGUCUAUUUUUGCAUACUGUUUUGUAAUUUUGCCUAGUUUGAAUAUUUGGUUUUUCUAUUAUGAUACAUUUUGUGCUUAGUCUUAGAAACAACUAUUAAAAGCCUGAGCAUUAGGUAUUGUAGUUAGUAAAACUCAAUAAAAAGUUAAAAACAUUA
This is a messenger RNA of Schistocerca gregaria, 5219 nucleotides long. RefSeq names its product stathmin-4 (gene stai). The record is from RefSeq and is a predicted model, not a curated record. Gene Ontology annotation, molecular function: tubulin binding. Gene Ontology annotation, biological process: regulation of microtubule polymerization or depolymerization; microtubule depolymerization; neuron projection development. The transcript is spliced from 8 exons. Gene Ontology annotation, cellular component: cytoplasm; neuron projection. The coding region runs from base 2802 to 3821 and encodes 339 amino acids. Lineage: Eukaryota; Metazoa; Arthropoda; Insecta; Orthoptera; Acrididae.